This is a messenger RNA of Procambarus clarkii (red swamp crayfish), 3413 nucleotides long. RefSeq names its product I-kappaB kinase epsilon (gene IKKepsilon). Gene Ontology annotation, molecular function: protein serine/threonine kinase activity; ATP binding. Gene Ontology annotation, biological process: peptidyl-serine phosphorylation. Lineage: Eukaryota; Metazoa; Arthropoda; Malacostraca; Decapoda; Cambaridae. The record is from RefSeq and is a predicted model, not a curated record. Gene Ontology annotation, cellular component: cytoplasm.
UUUGUUUACUUCCUGUGUUAUGAGUCCAGCUGACUCGGGUGACUGCCUCUCGUUACCUCCACUCUUCUCCCCACCUCUCCGCUUCUAAAGCUUUCAUAAUCGUGCAAAAAUGACCUCUAAGAAAUCCUCGGAUGCAAGUAAACGAGAGGUGAGCGUGUCCGGGAUGUCAUUUCUGCGAGGUUCAGCAAACUAUGUGUGGUGUACAACAUCAGUGCUGGGGAAAGGAGCAACCGGGGCUGUCUUCCAGGGAGUUAACAGACAUACUGGUGAACCAGUGGCAGUUAAAACUUUUAAUCAGUUAUCUCACAUGCGACCACAUGAAGUACAGAUGAGGGAAUUUGAAGUUCUCAAGAAGGUUAAUCAUGACAGCAUUGUCAAGCUUUUGGCAAUCGAAGAAGAUCAAGAAGGACGAGGCAAGGUGAUCGUUAUGGAGCUGUGUACGGGAGGCUCAUUGUUCAACAUACUUGAUGACCCGGAGAACAGCCAUGGCCUAGAAGAAGGAGAGUUCAUCUUGGUGCUGUCACACUUAGCUGCUGGUAUGAAGCACUUACGAGAUAAUAACCUUGUUCACCGUGACCUUAAACCAGGCAAUAUCAUGAAGUUCAUAGAUGUCGAUGGUUCAACAAUAUACAAGUUAACUGAUUUUGGUGCUGCACGAGAACUUCAGGAUGACCAACAGUUUAUGUCCUUGUAUGGCACUGAAGAAUAUUUACAUCCUGAUAUGUAUGAGAGAGCUGUACUCAGAAAACCAGUAGGAAAAACAUUUGGUGCCAGAGUAGAUUUGUGGUCUAUAGGUGUGACACUCUACCAUGUUGCUACUGGGCAACUCCCUUUCCGCCCGUAUGGAGGCAGACGAAACAAAGAGACCAUGUACCACAUUACCACGGAAAAGGCACCAGGAGUCAUAUCAGGAGUUCAGACUUCAGAGAAUGGUCCUAUUGAAUGGUGCACUGAUCUUCCUGAAACCUGCCAGCUCAGUUUGGGUCUACGAAAGCUGGUAACUCCCUUGCUGGCAGGACUACUAGAAGUGGAUCCUCAAAGAAUGUGGAACUUUGAAAGAUUUUUUCAAGAGGUUACAAUGAUACUUGGCAGGAAAGUGGCACAUGUGUUCCUAGUCAAUAAAGUUCAGCCACUGACAAUAUACAUGGAUCCAGAGCACAGAUAUGAAGAAUUACAGUAUUUGAUCUGUGAGCAGACAGACAUGAACCCAGAUAACCAGUUGUUGCUAUAUGAUAGCAAGCACUUGAAUGACGUUGUGGCCUUAGACCAGCCUGCAUCAUCCUACCCAUCAACUUCUCCCAGGACACCAAUUGUUCUCUUCUCAAAACAAGAUGACGAUGUUACUCUUACUCUGCCAGAAUCACCAGCUGUGAAAUUUGGCAGUUUUCCGGCCUUGGUUAGUGUGGAGCAUGAUGCUGCUGUUGGGAAAUCCAUGUGUUCCGUUGGUCAUGCUGUGAAGCGCAAAAUUGACUAUUUCUCAAAAUGUGUUCACCUUAUAGAGUACAGUGUUCUUAUGUUUAUUGAAGUAAUUGUUCAAGAGCUGACAAGCCUCAAGAACCGGAUGGGUCAUGUACAAGCUCUCACAUCUGCUGUCAGUGAUCGCUUCAGUCAGCUGGUUGCUAAUCAUCGGAGAUUUCUCAUGCUCACUCAGAUGUGUGGAGACAACCAAGAAACAUUCACACAACCUCUCAGGGAACGAUUAGAGGAUUUUGUAAAUAAUAAAGUUGAUUCAGAGAAAGCUGUACGCGAGUCUCUGAAUGCUAUAGUACCUGUGGUGAGCCAGCUGUAUGAGAGAGUGGUGAGUGGAGCACAGCUGCGUCGCCAGUGGCAGCAGGUCAGGAAUGAUGCAGCAACAGUAGAGCGAGCACCGAACAAAGCUUCCACCUAUGUUAAUAAGAUGCGGGAAUCAUGGCAACAUCUCCUCAGAGACAGAGCAGCAAGAACUUUGACUUUCAACGAUGAACAGUUUCAUUUGUUAGAGAAAAUGAAGAUGAAGGAAACGGCAAAAAGUCUGGAAACUCUGCUGGCCUCAGUAACUGCUACACUGCACCACACAACUGAUAACCUGGCUGACUGGUGCAAGGUUGCCAAAGUUCAGCGUGUCCAGACUGAGAUCGAAAAGGCAGAUGUUGAGAAACACGAGGUACUUCUUGCCUCUUUCCAAGCUACUUUGGGUGAUACUGAAGACAGCUAUCACCACACACUCUCAGAACUUCUGGCAGCUAUUAAGGAUAGGAAGCUUCAAGAUGAUGCUAGACUUCAGACAGAGAUUCAGGAAUCCGGAGAUGAUAAGACGUUAAAGAAAUCAAAUGAAGCUAAGGAUAAUCAAAAGUCUAAGAAAGAAGAUAUUAAUAAGGCCAAAGUCAAAUUAUCUUUGCAAGAGAUGUGCGAGGCUCAAGAAGAAGUGAUGAAACUUCUCGAGGAAAAUGGCACAAUCAUCAAAAGAUUUCAGCGAUUAACAGCCUUGACUAAUCCAGCUGCUGAUGGACAAUGAAAUGUGACACAUGCAUAGGGGGCUGUAUUGACUGUAUGCCAUGAAUUAAGGAUGACAGUAUUUGGUGUCUUAAGAUGGGAUAAAUUGGACAAAUAGUGGAAACCUACACACUCAAAUCUGAGCCACCUGCUUUUCCAGAACUUUUCCUGAUUCAUCUGUUUUUCAACAGCUGUUUUUAACUUUACUUCGUUUUCUAAAGCUUUACAUUAUUUUGAUGAUAAUGCAGUUGACCCAUAUAUGAAAGCUUCAUUUUUAAAUCCAAGUGAAGGAUAUGCUUAAGUACAUGACUGUAUCGGAUAUUGUCGCUUUAUUAGAGGAGUAAGCAAAAAAUGUCAGUCACAAAUUUUUUAAUUAUGUGAAUCCAUGCAUAUUAAAAUAUAUUUAUAUAUUGUACAUUUUUAUUUCAAGGUUUUGGCCUUAUAUUUGAUUAAAUUCAAGUGUUCUAUAUUAAUAAAACAUAUAUUUACUCUUGAGUAAAAUUUAUGUAUGCCCAAAUCACAAGUAUAACCUAGAAAGUUAGGUUAUAAGGUUUUUAUCCCCACCGUAGCUUUCACAUGAUCAAAUAACAUUUAAUGAUAAGCUUCUAAAACAUGUUGCUGAAGCAAGUCCAAGUUUUUUUAUUCCAUAAUUAUCAAACAAAUAUUUCUGUAAGCAAUAACAUUUGUUUUGAUCUCACUUAAAACAUGUAUAUCUUUUCUUGGGGGAAAAGCCCCUUAUGGCUCCCUGAAGCUACCAUCUGCAAUGUAGAUACCAUCUACUAGGUGCCAACAAUUGCAGAGUUCUCUGGCCAACCGGGAUUAUCUUGAGAUGAUUUCGGGGCUUAGUGUCCCUGCGGCCCGGUCCUUGACCAGGCCUCCUUUUUGUUUUACACCCCCCAGGAAGCAGCCCAUUGGAGCUGUCUAACUCCCAGGUACCUAUU